Entamoeba nuttalli P19 is the source of this 1206-nucleotide messenger RNA. RefSeq lists its product as hypothetical. The transcript has a single exon. NCBI's taxonomy places the organism in Eukaryota, Evosea, Mastigamoebida, Endamoebidae. The record is from RefSeq and is a predicted model, not a curated record. The coding region runs from base 1 to 1206 and encodes 401 amino acids.
AUGUCUUUUUCUCUUGAAGAACAAAUUGAAUCUCUCAAAAAAAGUUGUUCAAAGGUGAAUGAUUUAAUGAAAAGUCUUUCAAAAUCAAUUUAUAAUUUCAAGAUAGUCGACCAAUCAUUCAUUGACACCAAAAAAGGAUGGAAUGAAGAUGAUAAGUGGAUAGAAACAAUGUUUGAUCGAGCAGAGGAACUUUUUCUUAAACGCCAGGUUAUAGUUAGUAAUGUGCUUGAAUUAAUGAAUGUUAUCAAAUUCAUUCAGGGAGGUUUAAAACAGGUGUAUGACUCAACACAAAUAAGCCAAGAAACGGAAAGAUGGUACAAUUACCUUAUCUACAGAAUUGAGAAAAUGGAAAUAACCAAAUAUGAAAAUAUAGUUGCUAAAAUUGACAAAGAACGACAAGAUGAAAUUAGUAAAAUGAGAAAUAAACAUAGAAAUGAAGAAAUAAACAUAGAAAACAAUCCAAAGGAACUUGAAGAAAAAAAGAAACAAAUCACAUAUGAAGAAAAAGAAGUAGAAGGAGAAAAAGAAACUGAUAUAGAAGACAUAGAAAAACAAAUAGAAUCAAUCAAUAUUAAAUAUCAAAACAUAAUUGAUUCUGCUACAAAAAUAAACAAAAGAAAUAUUCAAGAAAUAAUAAGUAAAAAGAGAGGAAAUAAAAUGACGCGUUUUGCCAAUGAACGUAUUAAACCAUUUAAAAAUAUUUUAUGUGAAUGGAGUCAGAAAAAAGAUAUUCAACUUAUAUAUGAUUCAUUAACAGAAGAAAUUGUUCUAAAUAAAGUGUCUAAACUUGAACAAUUGGUUAUUGGUAAAAAGGAUUUAUUCUUUAUAAUUUUUGAUGGCAAUGAAAAUAUCUUUGGUGGAUAUAUUGAUAAGACUAUUGAUAAACUUGAUUAUUGUAUUCAUAGUGACACGAUGUUUGUAUUUGUAUUAGAAUCAAAUGGUAGGUUUAGUGAUCCAACCAGAUUUAAAUGUAAUGGCAACCAAAAAUUUGUUAUGUUUAGUUGUAAGAAUGAAUGGCUUUUUACUUUUGGAUAUAGUGUUCAUUGGCCAGAGAAGUCUGAUAUUGCUGUUAUGAAAAGUGGUACCAAAAAACAGAGUUACUGUGGGGCAAAUGGGUUUGAGUAUUGUGAAGCUAAAAAUGCGUUGUGUGGAAAUUACAAUUUUGUUGUAGAACAGAUGUUAGUGUUUGAAGCAAUAAGUGAAUAA